GUACAAAAUGGCUGCCUUGCGGCAUGAAUGUUUGACUUUGGGAAGAUCUGUUUUAUCACAUUUGACGAAAAGGCAUCUUCACAUGAUCGUACCUCUCACCAAUCGCACAGCAUGUCUCACACUUCCAACCUCAUCACUUGUUCAGCGCAUUUCACGUGUCUCGCCAGCCAUCAGUUUUCACACUUCAACUACACACCAUGAUUUAAUGGAAUUUUUUGAUCGGAAGGAUGUAUGGGGAGAAAAGUCUGUUCCCUCUGGUCGACCGUGGAGACUGGAUGAGCUAAGGAUAAAAAGUAGCGAAGACCUUCACAAACUCUGGUAUGUGCUGUUGAAAGAGCGGAAUAUGCUGAUGACAAUGGAAGCAGAGUACAACAGGAAUUCAGAGCUUUUCCCCAACCCUGAGAGAAUCGACAAAGUUGAGGAAAGUAUGGAGAACAUUCUUGAAGUGGUCAAAGAAAGGGAUGAUGCCGUCUCGUUGCUGGAAACUGGAAAACCCAAACAACCGGAGGGUGGCUAUGUGAGAGACGUUUUAGGUCGCGUGGUGUACAAACGUUUCCAGGAGCAGGCUGUGCCCCCUCACAUGAACAAAGUCCACCGCCUCAUGUACCCCAAAGCUUUCCACAAAGAAAACCUCAAAUACCUGGCGCUGUAUCGAGAGAAGAUCGCGCGGCACAAAUGGUACUGGUAUAACCGACGGUUGGAGAAAAACAAAGACUUGGUGAAGAAGUUUCCUCACCUCGAGGAUAAAAUGUAUGUGGAGAAACCGGAAGAGCCGAAAAUAUAAGUCAUUGUCUGUGUUAUUGUUGUUUCGAAUAAAAGUGAAAUGUAGAUAUACAA
Messenger RNA from Aplysia californica (California sea hare), 837 nucleotides. Its product is annotated as 39S ribosomal protein L47, mitochondrial. Gene Ontology annotation, cellular component: mitochondrial ribosome; mitochondrial large ribosomal subunit. Lineage: Eukaryota; Metazoa; Mollusca; Gastropoda; Aplysiida; Aplysiidae. Gene Ontology annotation, biological process: mitochondrial translation. Gene Ontology annotation, molecular function: structural constituent of ribosome. The coding region runs from base 8 to 784 and encodes 258 amino acids. The transcript has 5 exons. The record is from RefSeq and is a predicted model, not a curated record.